This is a messenger RNA of Pleuronectes platessa (European plaice), 468 nucleotides long. It is a transcript of the gene atp5pf, whose product is annotated as ATP synthase peripheral stalk subunit F6. Gene Ontology annotation, biological process: proton motive force-driven ATP synthesis. The coding region runs from base 74 to 397 and encodes 107 amino acids. The record is from RefSeq and is a predicted model, not a curated record. Gene Ontology annotation, molecular function: proton transmembrane transporter activity. NCBI's taxonomy places the organism in Eukaryota, Metazoa, Chordata, Actinopteri, Pleuronectiformes, Pleuronectidae. The transcript is spliced from 4 exons.
CACCACCACAUUCCCACAAUCCACUGCGUACCCUACACUUCCGGCUCUCGUACUCUUGCGUGUCAACCCCAAGAUGGCACUUCACCGGUUGUUCCAGCUGUCCUCCCUGCUGCGCUCCGCCGUGAGCCUGACCCUGCGCAGGAACCUCGGCCUCUCCGCUGUCCUCUUCAACCGAGCCAAGGAGCUCGACCCAAUCCAGAAGCUGUUCCUGGACAAGAUCCGCGACUACAACACCAAGAGCAAGAGCUCCGGAGGCAUUGUGGAGGCUGGGCCCGCUUAUCAGAAGAAUCUGUCUGAUGAGGUCGUCAAACUGCAGAGACUAUACGGCGGCGGAGACCUAAUGAAGUUCCCAGAGGUCAAAUUCACAGAGCCCAAGCUUGAAGAAGUGGCCAAGUAAAUGCUGUCAAAGUUGUAAAUCACCUACUCGUCACCAAUAUGUUGUAUUUAAUAAAAAGGUAAUGGAAUGAA